GAUUGGGAUUAUCGAGAGAGUUUCCAUGAUUAAAGCGAUAAUUUAAUGAGGACCAAUCAGAGAAACACCAAUGGAAACAGGACUAAUAAUCUAAUAUGGGUUUUGAAAAAUUCAGGUGAGAGCCCGGGCACUGUAAAGUCUGCGUUUUCUUGAAUGUAACAGAAUCGGGAAUAUUUCAGAACUUGAGAAAUAUAAGUACUUGGUAUCACGCAGGCAUCCUGGCAGCUCGCGGUGGAUUACCACAACUCAUCUAGUGCCCACGCCAACCAUCACCACGCCGGACGCAGCUCUUCACACUCAGCAGACCCACUGCCCUCGUGCAUCACGCUGAGGUCAUCCCCCGCCUGGAUGAAAGGAGAUGACAGGAGAAGCAAUGUGGAAGACACGCGUGGUAUUCGUCACUGUUUUCACCUGCGUCUUCCUGACCAGCCAUGCCUCUCAAAUCAAGAGCACAACAAGUAGAAGAGACAUCCAUGAAGAUAACGGAGAUAUUAACCAAGGACAGAGAAAAGUAAGGAUCGAUAUCUGUGCUGAACCCAAUCGUGUAACCUUCAACUCGAGUCACCUUGAUCUCAGUAAGGACCAGUUUAGAUACAAGUUAGACUUCCUGGCGUGUGAUUAUGACACAAAAUCCAGUAACUGGGAAGACUGGAAGGGAAACAGGCUACGCAUGAGAAUUCAGGCACGCACUUACACCAAUGUGACUUUCCAAAUACGAGAAAAGACCACCGGCAAAAUAAUAGCAACAAAUUCUACAGUCACCCCUGCUACAGAACCUGAAGAAGCUAGGGUGAGAAGUCUUCAGUGUGAUUCCAGAAGAUGCACAGCUACCGUGGAAAACAAUUGCGUUAAAUAUAAUGGUUACAAUAUGAAAGUGCAAUUCAUUCUGAAGCCAUCGAGUAAGAAAGUCAAGAAUCCCCUCGUUAAAUACGGUGCCGUCAAUUCUGAGGGAAGAGCAACGAUAGCAUUAAAAGAUUUGCUGCCCUUUACGAACUACACCGUAACCGCCAACCCUGCCAACGACGUGGGCGCCGCCACCGACCCCCUCCCUCACCAAAGAAACCUCCUUCAUCGCAAUUUCCCAAUGCUAUUGGAAUCCAAGGACUAGGGCAGAGAUCGACGCAAAAACAACCCUGCGCUUCACUUGGAACGGACUUCGCAGUAACAAUGGCAACCCUGGUUACUACACACUCACAUUCUUGGAUGGAGGAGACAAGAGCACUGUGAAAAAUGUCACCGAUACUGAAAUCAAAUUUGCUCACCUGACUCCAGGCAAAAAGUACACGUUAGAAGUGAAGGAGUGCUUUACAACAGUGCACUGUGACAUACUGACGACACUUGAAAAAUGGACGGAACCAGAGAAGCCACGAGUGCUGGAAAAAACAGAACUCCAGACAACAACAGACACCACCAUCACCAUCCAGCUGCCCGUCCUGCAGAACCCUCCAGGAAUGCACUGGAUAUUGCUGAGGAAAUACAGCGGCGGCGGCGACGAAUAUCACACAAGGAAGCAAGACACUGAGAAGAAAGCACUGGUAAUGGUUCGCACAGAAAGGGCGAAGGAAAGGAAGGAGGCGCAGGCAAGGAGGAGGAAUCGUCGUUCCGCUGAUCCAGGAGAAAACGAUCACUCUUUGCGAAUUGUGGCAAAGAUCGAGGUGGUGGAGGAAAAGAACCCCGAGGAGUUAGUGGUGGUGGGAGGCGACUGGCAUGGAGGGAAGGGUCUGGAAAGCGACACUGAGUACAUUGUGUUCAUAGUGACGGAGACCAGGGCAGGUGAGUGAGUCUCUCUCUCUCUCUCUCUCUCUCUCUCUCUCUCUUUCUUGCUGGAAAUUCGAAUUAUACCUUACUUUUGUUAGUUUUAUAAUUUAUUUCAACAUUACCAGUAUUUCUGUGCCUCAUGACCGUAGUUGUUGCGGCACCAUUCAAGAUUUUUCUUAAUCACUUCACUUCUCUCUUGGUGACCUCUUAAUCCUCCAGUGUUCUUACGUUCCUCUCUUAUAGUCGUGUUUCGCUUCCACUGUGUUCAUGUGUUCCUGUCUUAUGGUCAUGUUUCACUACUCUUCCCCCUUCCUCCCAUACCAAGUCCCUACAGUGAAUACUUCUCGUGCAAGCCAAGGAUUAUGAGGACAGCGAAUCGCCCUAAAGAGCCCGCUACUUAGGGGGUGACCGUGGCCCUGUGUUCUGCUGCGCUCUUCCUCAUUUGCUUCAUUGCACCACUGGUGAUCUCUUGUUCUAACACAGGAAGCAGCUUCCGUAGAAGAGUCGUUGUAACCCAGUCAACAAGGAAGGUAAGGCAUGAAGACAGGAUCAUGCGGACCAUAACUAAGGCCAGCAUUCAGAGACCCUUUGUUCUCUCACCACAGCGACUGAGGUGCUGUCAAAGAAGACUACGAUAUGUUAAGACAAGUAGAAUCAACCUUCCAGAUACUAUAUAAUGGUUUAGGGAAUAGACCUUCUGUAUUAGAUAGCUAGUAUACUCAAUAAUUUUGCUCUGUAUUGAUAUCUCUGUUUCCUUAUUCUUGAAAUAAUGAAUAAAAUGCUCAGCAAGCUAUAUUCUCUGUUGUCCGUCGUAGCAAACAGUGUUGUGGUGAUUCUUUGUUCGAUGGAUUCUGUUACUACGAAACCGAGUCUUUUGUAUUGAUUCGAGUCUGUACUGGUGAUGGGCACCAAUAAACCUGGUAACUGCUA
Molecule: messenger RNA, 2688 nt
Organism: Scylla paramamosain (green mud crab)
Lineage: Eukaryota; Metazoa; Arthropoda; Malacostraca; Decapoda; Portunidae
Exons: 12
Coding region: 359-1108 (249 amino acids)
Source: RefSeq, a predicted model, not a curated record